This is a messenger RNA of Nanorana parkeri, 1080 nucleotides long. RefSeq lists its product as uncharacterized. Gene Ontology annotation, cellular component: cytoplasm. Lineage: Eukaryota; Metazoa; Chordata; Amphibia; Anura; Dicroglossidae. Gene Ontology annotation, biological process: organelle organization. Bases 1 to 1080 code for a protein of 359 amino acids. The transcript has 6 exons. The record is from RefSeq and is a predicted model, not a curated record.
AUGACAAAGCUAGCCAAUAGAUCCUCCGUAAGCAAGAAGUCGUCCUAUGAGAAAGCGGCGGGUGCGGCUCCUGUAGUUAGCUCGGCUGGUGAGACCCCACAUAGCCAGGUUAGACCCCUUGGAGGCCUGGUGAGACCCUACGGAGCCCUCGUGCUGGCGAGAACCCACAGCGCCCUGGUUUCGCCUAAGGCCUCGCAAACUCUAAAGCCGCCUCUGGUGGAAGUGUUCACUGUCUGCCAAGAGCUGUGUCAGCCGCUGUGCAGCUUUAACACACUUGGGAAAGUGCUUCAAAUGCAUUACAGUGAAGUAGGAGAUAAUUUGGUUACCAUCGAAGAGAAAAAUAACAUUUCCUCUCUGCGGACAUAUGUGAACUGGAGAUGCCAGUCUACAGGGAGCUCCCGUGUCAGUGUGCGAAUGGUCGGUCUCCAAUUAGAUACCCUCCCUCCUACCGCGGCCAAAGACCAGAUGGAGAUUAUAGAGAUGCCUCUCUCUGAGAAUCCUCUCCGUCUCUCAUGUUGUCCUGUGCGUGGAGAUCUCCUGGUUGGAUGCAAGAGCAAGCUAGUGGUUUUUAGCAUGAAGUUCAUCUCCGUUCAUGGCAUACCAGUGUUAGAUUUUGACAGAUCGCUGGUUUUACACGUUUCUGGAAUUGUGCCAACUGAGGUGUAUUUUUGUGCCAACUUUGUCAGCAUAAUGAGUGAGCUAGAAGUUCUUGUGUUUAGACUGACAUCUGAAUACCAAGAGGCAUUGCCAGAUAUAUCCACUGCUAUUCGGGAUGUGGGAAAACUGCCAGAGAAAGAUGGGUUCGGGCACAUCCCUGAAGCGAGCGAAGAUCAUCAUCAACAGGUCAAGGAUGCAGAUGACGAAAGUUCCUUAUCCUGUAAAACCAGAACCACAUCAUCCAUUUUGUGUUCCAGCAGAUCUGUACGGGAGCCGAGCUCCCUGAUUUCCCUUUGGAGGAGUCCUGAGCUUCAGCAAAGGACGGGGAAGAUGGAGGAUCUGAGGAUGCACGUGGCGGCAGCACCAUAUUGGAGUCGUGGAAGUUUGCAGAGGGAGGCCUCCUGGUCUAAUCUUAGCUUUUAG